This is a messenger RNA of Oryctolagus cuniculus (rabbit), 1252 nucleotides long. Lineage: Eukaryota; Metazoa; Chordata; Mammalia; Lagomorpha; Leporidae. The record is from RefSeq and is a predicted model, not a curated record.
GACGAGGAGGAAGCAAGAGAGGAGGAAGAAGAGCUGAGCAGGGCGAUUUCGUUCUGUACCGUCAGCUCUCCCGCGGUCGCCCCUGCCUGGAGGACAGGGACCGCUGGGGACACCCAGGCCUGGAUCUGUUGCCAGCCCAGGUAGAGGCCAGCUCAGCCACGCCGACAGCGGAGGUGCAGAAUCCAGAGAGAUGGGGAUGGUUCCAGGUAUCUCCUCCUACUAGGGGAGACUUCCCGAGGCCCACGGUCUACCCACUGGCCCCAGAUUCUCCUCUGAGUCCUCCAAGCCUGGGGCUCGCUUGGCAGGGACAGAAAGCCAUGGCCUGGACGUUGCCAUCGCUUCUGUUGCUUCUGGCCUGGGCAGCCACCACGGGCAGCACUCGGGAUGGGGCAGACCUGCUCAACAUCUGUAUGGAUGCCAAGCACCACAAGGUGAAGCCAGGCCCCGAGGACAAGCUGCACGCGCAGUGCAGUCCCUGGAGGAAGAACGCCUGCUGCUCCGUCAGCACCAGCCAAGAGCUGCACAAGGACGGGUCCCGCCUGUACAACUUCCAGUGGGACCACUGUGGCAAGAUGGAGCCCGCCUGCAAGCAGCACUUCAUCCAGGACACCUGCCUGUACGAGUGCUCCCCCAACCUGGGGCCCUGGAUCCAGCAGGUGGACCAGAGCUGGCGCAAGGAGCGGAUCCUGGAUGUGCCCCUGUGCAAAGACAACUGUCAGCGCUGGUGGGAGGACUGCCGCACCUCCCACACCUGCAAGAGCAACUGGCACAAGGGCUGGGACUGGACCUCAGGAGUCAACAGGUGCCCGGCUGGGGCCACCUGCCGCACAUUUGAGUCCUAUUUCCCCACGCCCGCUGCCCUCUGCGAGGGCCUCUGGAGUCACUCCUACAAGGUCAGCAACUACAGCAGUGGGAGCGGCCGCUGCAUCCAGAUGUGGUUUGACCCCGACCAGGGUAACCCCAACGAGGAGGUGGCGAGGUUCUAUGCCUCUGCCAGGACUUCCGGGGCCGUGCCCUGUGGGGUCGGGGCUCUCCCACUCAGCCUGAUCCUGGUGCUGCCACUCUGGCUCCUGGGCUGAGUCCUUCUCGAUCUCCACUCGGGCUUGGAUGGCGAGGCCGUGCGCAGCUCAGCUCCACAAACGAGGAAGCCCCAGCAAGCCUCCACCCACUCCCUACCCCCUCUGCUGCCCAGUUCUUGCUGCAUGGUAGAUCCCAGCUUGCGUUUCCUCUAGUAAACACACUGACACACGUG